GGAGCGGGGCACGGAGCGGGAGCGGCUGGGCCGGAGCGGGGCGAUGGGGCCGGGGCGGCCGGCGGCGCUCGGAGCCCUUCUGCUGCUGGGAGCAGCGCUCGGAGUCAGCCGUGGCAGCAGGGGCCUGGCAGAGAGCUCCUUCCCCGAGGACACGGUGGCAGACAGCCUGGUGGGCACCCGCGGGCACCGCUACUACCGGCAGCUCUCCGACGACGAGGACCUGGUGGCGUCCGCAGAUGGCAGCGGCGAGGAGGGCAGCGGAGUGCCCUGGCCCCUGGCUGGCACCACCCUGGCACCUCCCAUCGGGCUGGCACCCACUGUCUAUUUCCGGGCGCUGGUGAACUUCUCCCGCAGCAUCGAGUACAGCCCGCGGCUGCAGGACCCGGACGGCCCCGAGUUCCGCGAGAUCGCCGAGGCCCUGGUGGACACGCUGGAGUCAGAGUACUACAAAGUGCCUGGGGAGCAAGUGGUCAGCGUCGUCUUCAUCAAGGAGCUGGGGGGCGACGUGUUCGUGGAGCUGGACGUGGGCUCGGAGGGCAACGCGGAGGAGGCUCAGCUGCAGGCGGUGCUGCAGGACCUGCUGGCCGCGGGCUCCAUCGCCUCCUACCACACCUCCCCCCUCGGCUUCCAGUUCCGCCGCCUGGGGGCCGUGACCCCCCAGCCGCGGGCCUGCACGGCGCUGGAGUUCAGCUGCGGCAGCGGUGAGUGUGUGGCGGCCGAGUACCUCUGCGACCGCCGCCCGGACUGCCGCGACGGCUCCGACGAGCAGGGCUGCGGUGAGCCCCCCCCGAGCCCCCCCUUCACCACCUCCCGGCCGGGCACCAGCCGCCCCCUGAGCACCCCCAGCGCCGCUGCCACCACCCCCUGGGCGGCAGGCGGCGCCCCCCCGACCCCGCGCCCCCCGCGGCCGGCGGCGGGCAGCGGGUGCCCGGCGGGGGAGGCUGCCUGCGGGGACGGGCACUGCGUGCCCAGGGACUACGUCUGCGACGGGGAGCCCGACUGCGCCGACGGCAGCGACGAGCAGGCCUGCGGCACUCCGUCUCCCUGCGAGCCCAACGAGUUCCAGUGUGCCAAUGGGCACUGUGCCCUCAAGCUGUGGCGCUGCGAUGGGGAGAACGACUGCGGCGACGGCUCCGACGAGACCCACUGCCCCACCAAGGCUCCGGACGCCGCCUGUGGGCCGGCGGAGUUCCGCUGCCAGGCCUCUGGCACCUGCAUCCGUGCCAGCUACCAGUGCGACCGCGAGCCCGACUGCCCCGACCGCUCCGACGAGGUUGGCUGCGUGCCCCCGCAGGUGGUGACGCUGCCCCAGGAGUCGGUGCGGGCAGUGCCCGGCCAGACAGUGACCUUCACCUGCGUGGCCACCGGGGUGCCCACCCCCAUCAUCACCUGGCGCCUCAACUGGGGGCACACCCCCAGCAGCCACAGGGUGUCGAUCGUCAGCGAGGCCGGGCAGGGCACCCUGACCAUCCGGGACGUGAAGGAGGCCGACCAGGGAGCCUACACCUGCGAGGCCAUCAACAGCCUGGGCAUGGUGUUUGGCAUCCCCGACAGCAUCCUCACCGUCACCCGCCCCGGGCCGUGCCCCGAGGGCCACUUCCAGGUGCCAGGGAGCUCUCGCUGCCUGCCCUGCUUCUGCUUCGGUGCCACCACCUCCUGCCGUGCCACCUCCCGGCAGCGCCAGCGCCUGCAGCUCCGCUUCGACCGCCCCGGGGACUUCAAGGGAGUCAACGUGACGGUGCCAGCCUCGCCCUCCUCGCCGGUGCUCUCUGCCACCCAGCUCCACGUGGAUGUGGGCACAGAGGAGUUCCAGCUGCUGGACCUCUCCCGACGCUUCCUGGCCCUCGAUGCCUUCUGGGCACUGCCAAGCACCUUCCUUGGCGACAAGGUGGAUGCCUACGGGGGGGCACUGAGCUAUGGGGUGCGGUACCGCCUGGGCCGGGGUCCCCCCGAGCCGACCGCCCACCCUGACGUGGUGCUGCGCGGGCACGGGCGCCAGCUGCGGGCACGAGCCGGUGCCACCCGCCCCGACGUCACCAACCAGAGGCGCGUGCCCUUCACCGAGGAGCACUGGGAGGACGAGGAGGGCGCCCCCGUGAGCCGGGAGCUGCUGCUGCUGGUGCUGCAGGACCUGGAGGGCAUCUUCCUGCGGGCGGUGUACGACGGGCACAUGGCCAGCGUGGGGCUCGGCGCCGUGGCCAUGGACGUCACCGGCCCCGGGGACGGCGGCCUGGGCCCCGCCGGGGAGGUGGAGGAGUGCAGGUGCCCGGUGGGCUACGCGGGGCUGUCGUGCCAGCGCUGCGCCAGCCGCUUCGAGCGGGUGCGGAAGGGACCCUACCUGGGCAGCUGCUCCGGCUGCGGCUGCCACGGCCACUCCGGCACCUGCGACCCUGUCUUCGGGCACUGCCUGAACUGCCAGCACAACACGGAGGGGCCGCAGUGCGAGAAGUGCAGGCCUGGCUUCUUCGGCGACGCCACCAAGGGCACCGCCACCGCCUGCCACCCCUGCCCCUGCCCCUACACCGAGCCCUCGCGCAGGUUCUCUGAGUCCUGCUUCCUGGACACCGACGGCCAGGCCACCUGCGACGCCUGUGCCCCCGGAUACGCCGGGCGCCGCUGCGAGAGGUGUGCUCCAGGCUAUGAGGGGGAUCCCAUCCAGCCCGGAGGCAAAUGCAGCCCCAUUGGUCAGGAGCUCGCCAAGUGUGAUGCCCGCGGGGGCAAGGACGAUGCCAGUGGCACCUGCCGCUGCAAGCCCAACGUCGAGGGCCGGCUGUGCGACGCCUGCGCCGCUGGCACCUUCCACCUGAGCGCUGCCAACCCCGAGGGCUGCCUGCCCUGCUUCUGCAUGGGCAUCACCAGGCACUGCCACAGCUCCGCCUGGAGCCGCCACCAGGUGCUGCUGACAGCCGAGGGCACUGCGCCGCUGCCCCUGGCCAACCUGGCUGGCACCCAGACGGGCACCGGUGCCAGCUUCACCGCGCCGCAGGAGCUGCUCUUCGAUGCCUUCCAGACCCUGCCCCAGGAGGUCUACUACUGGGUGCUGCCCGAGGCCUUCACCGGGGACAAGGUGACGUCGUACGGCGGGGAGCUGCGCUACAGGGUGGCACACCGGGCACCGCCGGGCGCCCAGCCGCUGCCGCGCCAGCCGGACGUGGUGCUGCAGGGCAACGGCAUCCUCCUGGAGCACUUCUCCGGUGCCAGCUUCCCCCCCGGGGUGCCCACCGCCGUCACCGUGCCCUUCCGGGAGCACGCCUGGCGCCGGGCGGACGGGCACAGUGCCACCCGCGAGCACCUCCUGAUGGCGCUGGCAGACGUCGACCUCCUGCUGAUCCGAGCCACCUACUCGGAGCGGCCAGAGGAGAGCAGACUGGCAGACGUCAGCCUGGACGUGGCAGUGCCAGACGCCACCGGCCGCCCGCCCGCGCUGGAGGUGGAGGACUGCAGCUGCCCGGAUGGGUACCGCGGAGCCUCCUGCCAGGACUGUGCCACCGGCUACACUCGCAGCACCUCUGGGCUCUACCUGGGCACGUGUGAGCCAUGCCAGUGCCAUGGCCACGCCAGCGAGUGCCACCCCGAGACUGGUGUCUGCCAGGGCUGCCAAGACCACACAGAGGGUCCCCAAUGCGACAAGUGCCAAUCUGGCUACUACGGUGAUGCCACCCAGGGCACCCCAGGAGACUGCCAGCCCUGUCCCUGCCACGGACCACAGGGUGCCAGCCAGGAGACCAAGAUCUGCUUCGCGGACACGGACGGGCAGCCCACCUGCAGCGCCUGUGCCCCCGGGCACAGCGGGCGCCUCUGCCAGAGGUGCUCGCCCGGGUACGUGGGGGACCCGCUGCGGGGAGAGCCCUGCCGAGAGCCAGGUGCCCCCAGCGGGCAGUGCCAGUGUGACCCCCGUGGCAGUAUCGGUGAGGGCUGCGAUGCCAGCGGGCAGUGCCAGUGCAAGGCCAACGUGGAAGGUCCCCACUGUGCCACCUGCCGUGCCCACCAUUUCCACCUGAGUGCCAGCGAGCCGGCCGGGUGCCUGCCCUGCUUCUGCAUGGGCAUCGUCCAGCACUGUGCCAGCACCUCCUAUGCCCGCAGCGCCGUCCGGACGCCCUUCGCCCCUGGCAAUGCCCAGGGCUUCGCCUUGGUGAACCGGCAGCGCAGCACCCGGGUGGGCACCGGCCUGGUGGUGGAGCCUGGCACGGCCCAGCCCCGCCUCAGCUACCACCGCUUCGGGGAGCUGCCCCCUGACUCCUACUACUGGCAGCUGCCACCCCCCUACCAGGGGGACAAGGUGGGCUCCUACGGGGGUCGUCUCCGCUACACCCUGACGCACAGCCCGGGGGGGCAGGGGGCUGCCCUGCCCGACGCCGACGUCCAGAUCACGGGCAACGACAUCACGCUGGUGGCCUACCAGCCCGCCCUGCCCCCGCACAGCCCCCAGGCCAUGGAGAUCAUCUUCCGGGAGCAAUACUGGCAGCGGCCCGACGGGCAGCCGGCGACCAGGGAGCACCUGCUGAUGGCUUUGGCCGACCUGGAGGAGGUCCUGAUCCGAGCCACCUACUCCAGCAGCACCUCUGCCUCCAGCAUCGCCGACGUCAGCAUGGACACCGCUGUGCCCCCCCAGCCCGGCCUCCCCCCGGCCCUGGAGGUGGAGGAGUGCCGCUGCCCCCCCGGCUACCACGGCCUGUCCUGCCAGGACUGUGCCCCUGGUUACACCCGCUCCGGGGGGGGGCUGUACCUGGGGCACUGUGAGCUGUGUGAGUGCAAUGGGCACUCGGAGAGCUGCCACCCCGAGAGCGGCGCCUGCUCCGGAUGCUUGCACAACACUGCAGGGGAUUUCUGUGACCAGUGUGCCCCUGGGUUCUACGGCGAUGCCACCGCCGGUACCCCCGAGGACUGCCAGCCCUGUGCCUGUCCCCUCCCCUACCCCGAAAACCAGUUUUCCAGGACCUGUGAGAGUCUGGGAGGCAGCGGGUACCGCUGCACCGCCUGCGAGCCAGGCUACACCGGGCAGUACUGCGAGCGCUGUGCCCCUGGCUACACCGGUGACCCCACGGCCCUCGGGCAGGGCUGUGUCCCGGUGGGCUCCGCGGUGCCCCUGGCUGUCCACAUCCACCCCCCGCGCACCGCGGUGGCACAGGGCAGCGACGUCACCCUGCGGUGCCAGGCCACCGGCCAGCCCCCCUUCUACUACCACUGGGCACGAGAGGAUGGCAAACCCCUCCCUGAGGGUGCCCAGAGCCGGAGACAAGGUGAGGAGCUGCACUUCGCCAGCAUCCAGCCCUCCGCCGCCGGGGUCUACGUCUGCUCCUGCCGCAACCUGCGGCACAGCAAUGCCAGCCGCGCCGAGGUCAUCGUCACCGAGAGCCCUGACAAAGCCAUCACGGUGACCGUGGAGGAGAAGCGGGUACAGCGGGUACAGCCUGGCACCGACGUCACCUUCGUCUGCACUGCCAAGAGCAAGUCUCCCGCCUACACGCUGGUGUGGACGCGGCAGAGCCACGGGACGCUGCCGCCCGGCGCCGUGGACUUCAACGGCAUCCUGACGCUGCGGCGCGUGCGGCCCGAGGACGCCGGCGUCUACGUCUGCACCGGCUCCAACAUGCUGGCCAUGGACGAGGGCACCGCCACGCUCUACGUGCAGGCCCCCUCGAAGACCCAAAUGUUCUACGGCCCUGUGGAGUUCAUGGAGGGGCACAGACCUGCUGGCACCACCACCGCCCCCACCGCCAGCGUGGAGCCGGCGCAGCUGAGCGUGGCACCAGGGCAGCCGGCAGAGUUCCGCUGCCUGGGCACCGGCAACCCCCCGCCCACCCUCGAGUGGCUCGGCUCGCUGUCGCCGCGGGCGGUGGUGCAGGGCGGGACGCUGCGGAUCGGCGCCGUGGAGCCUGCCGACGAGGGGCACUACGCCUGCCGGGCACGCAGCAGCGCCGGGCACCACACGGCCAGGGCCUUCCUCCACGUGCAAGGGCCUGGCAGCCCCCAGGUGCAGGUGAGCCCGGAGCGGACGGAGGUGCAGGAGGGCUCCACGGUGCGGCUCUACUGCCGCGUCUCAGGGUCACCUACUGCCACCAUCACCUGGGAGAAGCAGGGUGGCACUCUGCCCCCGCAGUCCCGUGCCGAGCAGGGUGACAUCGCCACGCUGGUCAUCCCCUCCGUGGCACCGCCCGAUGGUGGCAUCUACCUCUGCGUGGGCACCAGCGCCGCUGGCACGGCCCGGGCAGCCAUCGAGGUGGCCGUGGUGCCAGGGAUGGCAGCGCCAGUCCGCAUAGAGUCCUCGUCCCCAUCCGUCACCGAGGGCCAGACCCUGGACCUUGACUGUGUGGUGGCAGGACCUGGCUCCAGCACCGUCACCUGGUACAGGCGCGGCGGCUCCUUGCCCGCCGGGCACCAGGUCUCAGGCUCCCGGCUGCGUGUGCCCCACGUCACGGCAGCCGACUCCGGCGAGUACGUGUGCAGGGCCAGCCUGGGCACCGGUGCCCGCGAGGCCUCCGUCGUUGUCACCGUGGUGCCCGGCUCCAGCUCGUCCUAUGGGCCAUCAGCUUCGGGUGUCCCUGUCCGGAUCGAGGCUUCCUCGUCCACCGUGGCCGAGGGACAGAGCCUGGACCUCAACUGUGUGGUGGCAGGGCAGGGCCAGGCCACUGUCACCUGGUACAAGCGUGGAGGGUCCCUGCCGGCCAAGCAUCAGAUGUCUGGCUCCCGGCUGCGGCUGCUGCAGGUGACGGCGGCCGACUCGGGCGAGUACGUGUGCAGGGUGACCAGCGGGGCCACCACCAAGGAGUCUGCUGUGAUGGUCACAAUCCAGCCCAGCUCUGCCAGCGCCUACCUGCCAGGCGGCAGCACCCCGCUGCGCAUCGAGUCCCCAUCCUCCACCCUGGCCGAGGGACAGACCCUGGACCUCAACUGCGUCAUCGCCAGCCCCGCGCAGGCCACCGUCACCUGGUACAAGCGCGGGGGGUCCCUGCCCGCCAGGCACCAGGUGUCUGGCUCCCGGCUGCGGCUGCUGCAGGUGACGGCGGCCGACUCGGGCGAGUACGUGUGCAGGGUGACCAGCGGGGCCACCACCAAGGAAACCUCCAUCAUGGUCACAAUCCAGCCCAGCUCUGCCAGCACCUACCCACCGGCCAGCACCACCCCGCUGCGCAUCGAGUCCUCGUCCCUGUCCUCUCCUGUGGCCGAGGGACAGACCCUGGACCUCAACUGCGUCAUCGCCAGCCCCGCACAGGCCACUGUCACCUGGUACAAGCGCGGGGGGUCCCUGCCCGCCAGGCACCAGAUGUCUGGCUCCCGGCUGCGGCUGCUGCAGGUGACGGCGGCCGACUCGGGCGAGUACGUGUGCAGGGUGACCAGCGGGGCCACCACCAAGGAAGUCUCCAUCAUGGUCACAAUCCAGCCCAGCUCUGCCAGCACCUACCCCAUUGGCGUCACCCCCCCACUGCGCAUCGAGUCCUCAUCCUCCUCCGUGGCUGAGGGACAGACCCUGGACCUCAACUGCAUCGUGGCAGGACAGGGUCAGGCCACCGUCACCUGGUACAAGCGUGGGGGGUCCCUCCCGGCCAAGCACCAGGUGUCGGGCACCCGGCUGCGCAUCCCGCAGGUGGCAGCAGGGGACUCUGGGGAGUACGUGUGCAGGGUGGCGUCGGGCGGCGUCACCCACGAGACCUCCCUCAUCGUCACCAUCCAGACCGGCGCUGGCUCCUCCUACGCUGUCGGUGUCACACCGCCCGUGAGGAUCGAGACCUCCUCCGCCGCCGUCACCGAGGGACAGACCCUGGACCUCAACUGCAUGGUGGCAGGACAGGGUCACCCCCACGUCACCUGGUACCGGCGCGGCGGGGCUCUGCCUCCCAACAGCCAGGUGUCGGGGACCCGCCUGCGGCUCUCGCAGGUGGCGGUGGCGGAUUCGGGGGAGUACGUGUGCAGGGUGACCCUGGGCACCGUCACGCAGGAGGCCUCUGUCAUUGUCACCGUGCCCAGCAGCGCUGGCACCUAUUACACCUCCGGUGUGUCCCAGCCCCUCCGCAUCGAGUCCUCGUCCUCGGCCAUCGCUGAGGGACAGACCCUGGACCUCAACUGCGUGGUGGCAGGGUCUGGUCCUGUCACUGUCACCUGGUACAAGCGCGGUGGCUCCUUGCCCGCUGGCCACCAGGUGUCCGGCACCCGGCUGCGCAUCCCCCAGGUGACAGCUGCCGACUCCGGGGAGUACGUGUGCCGGGUGACGUCGGGAGGUGUCACGCAGGAGACGUCCCUCAUUGUCACCAUCGAUGACGGGGACAGCCCAGCCCACCCCUCUGGCAUCACUCCCCCCAUCCGCAUCGAGUCCUCGGCAUCCUCCGUCACCGAGGGGCAGACCCUGGACCUGGACUGCCUGGUGGCCGGCCAGGGCCAGGCCACCAUCACCUGGUACAAGCGUGGCGGGGCCCUGCCAGCCAAGCACCAGGUGUCGGGGUCCCGCCUGCGGCUGUCGCAGCUCUCGGUGGCCGACUCCGGGGAGUACGUGUGCCGGGCGGACGUGGGCAGCACCUCCCGCGAGGCCUCCGUCGCCGUCACCGUCACCUCCCGGGACAGCUCCAGCUACCGUCUGCAGAGCCCUAUCAUCUCCAUCGACCCCCACAGCAUGGCGGUGGCGCCGGGCGAGGAUGCCACCUUCAAGUGCCGCGUCCACGACGGCGCCCAGCCCAUCAACAUCACCUGGCGGAUGGGACCUGGCCAACACCUCCAAGACAACGUGAAGGUCAGCAGCAAUGGCUCCGUCAUCUCCAUCACCCGUGCCCACGUGGGCAACCAGGGCGCCUACCACUGCGUGGCCUCCAACCGCUUCGGCGUCGCCAGCAGCGUCGUCAACCUCCUGGUGCAAGGUGCCCCCACGGUGUCGGUGAUGCCUCCAGGCCCAGUGACGGUGAAGGAGGGCAAGUCCCUGAGUGUGGAGUGCCUGGGCCGGGGUGAGCCGCGGCCGCUGGUGCGCUGGAGCCGGCCCGGCUCCCGGCACAAGGUGGAGCACCAAACGCUGCUGCACAUGGACAGCCAGGCAGUGCUGCAGUUCUCCCCAGCCAAGCUGGAGCACACCGGGAGCUACGUCUGCACGGCACACAGCGCCCUGGGCUCGGCGCAGGCGCGGCUGGAGGUCACCGUGGAGCCGGCGCAGCGGCACCCAGGGGCCCCCGAGGUCACCGCGCCCUCCACCGUCACCGUGGUGGCUGGGGACACCGCCACACUGCACUGCACGGCCACAGGGGACCCGGCGCCGCGGGUGGAGUGGUCGAAGCUGCGGGCACCGCUGCCCUGGCAGCACCGUGUGGUCAACGGCAGCCUGGUGAUCCCCCGCGCGGCGCCGCAGGACUCAGGGCAGUACAUCUGCAACGCCAGCAGCGCCGCCGGCCACACCGAGGUCUUCAUCACCCUCGACGUGGAGACUCCGCCCUACGCCACCACCCUGCCGGAGGAGGCCACGGUGCAUGCCGGCGAGGGGCUGCAGGUGCAGUGCGUGGCCCAUGGCACCCCACCCCUGGACUAUGCCUGGGAGAAGGUCAACGGCAGCCUGUCGGCACGAGCCGUGCACCGCGGCGGCCUCCUGCGCAUCAGCCCUGCGCUGCCGGCCGACGCCGGCACCUACCGCUGCCGAGUCGCCAACCGCGUGGGCGCCGCCGAGACCUUUGCCCGCGUGCUCGUCCACGGUGGCGCCGGUUAUGGCGAGGAUGCCCUCGGUGGGGCCCUGACGGUGCGGGUGACGCCGGGCAGCCUGGUCCGGGGGGUCGGUGGCACUGCCGAGUUCUCCUGCGGCGUCUCGGGGGACCCCCGGGCACGGCUGGAGUGGCUGAAGCUGGGCGGGGAGCUGCCCCCCACCCACAGCGUGCGGGACGGGGUGCUGCGGCUGCCGGAGCUGGCGUGGGGGGCGCAGGGGGUGUACGUGUGCCGUGCCAGCGCGCCCGGCGGGCAGGCGGAGGACAGGGCCACCCUCACCAUCCAGGCUCUCCCCAGGGCCUUGAUCAACAUCCGGACAGCGGUGCAGACGGUGCUGGCGGGCACAACGGUGGAGCUGGAGUGCCUGGGCCUGGGUGAUCCCCGUCCCCAUGUCACCUGGAGCAAAGUGGGGGGCCAGAUCCGUCCCGGGGUGCUGGUCCACGAGGGCACCCUCACCAUGGAGCAGGUGGAGCGGGCGGACGCUGGGCAGUAUCGCUGCACCGCCACCAACUCCCUGGGCACCGUCCAGUCCCACGUCAUCCUGCACGUGCAAGCCACCCCCCAGAUCGCCGGGCAGCCCGAGGUGAAGGAGGUCUCGCUGGGUUCCGCGGCUGUUUUGCCCUGCUUGGCAUCCGGCUUCCCGGUGCCAGAGAUCAGCUGGAGCAAGCUGGAGGGGGAGCUGCCAGCGGGUGCCCGGGUGGAGGGCAACGUCCUGACCCUGCCGGCCGUGCGCCACGAGGACGCCGGAGUCUACGCCUGCGCCGCCGCCAACCGCCGCGGCCAGCAGACAGCUUACUACGUGCUGAAGGUCCGAGAGCGCCUGGUGCCCUACUUCGGGCAGACUCCGCGCUCCUUCCUGCCGCUGCCCACCAUCAAGGACGCCUACAAGAGGUUCGAGAUCCUCAUCACCUUCCGGCCCGACGCUGCCGACGGUCUCCUCCUCUACAACGGGCAGCGGAAAACCAGCGGCGCCGACUUCAUCUCCUUCGGUUUGGUGGGCGGGCGCCCCGAGUUCAGGUUUGACGCCGGGUCGGGCAUGGCCACCAUCCGGCACCCGACGCCGCUGCGCCUGGGCGAGUACCACACGGUGCGGCUGCUGCGCAACCUCACCCGCGGCUCCCUGGCACUGGAGGGGCACCCCCCGGUGAAUGGCACCUCCCAGGGCAAGUUUCAGGGGCUGGAUCUGAACGAGGAGCUGUACCUGGGCGGUUACCCUGAUUUCGGCGCCGUGGCCAAGACAGGGCUGAGCCAGGGCUUUAUGGGCUGCGUGCGCCAGCUCCGCAUCCAAGGGGAGGAGGUGGCCUUUGGGGACAUGGACCUGCAGGCACACGGCAUCAGCAGCUGCCCCACCUGCCAGGACCACCCGUGCCAGAACGGUGGCGUGUGCCAGGACGCCGACAGCGACUCCUACAUCUGCCGCUGUCCCCCCGGCUUCACCGGCAGCAACUGCGAGUACUCACAGGCUCUGCACUGCCACCCAGAGGCGUGCGGGCCUGAUGCCACCUGCGUCAACCGGCCGGACGGGCAGGGCUACACCUGCCGCUGCCACCUGGGCAAGGCUGGCCAGAGGUGCACCGAGGGCGAGGUGGUGUCUGUGCCAUCCUUCACCGAGGACGGAGCCUUCGUGUCCUACCCUCCCCUCACCAACGUGCACCACGAGCUGCGCCUGGAGGCCGAGUUCCUGCCCCUGGCACCUGAUGGCCUCCUGCUCUUCAGCGCUGGCAAAGCUGCCCCCGUGGAGGACUUCGUGGCCUUGGCCAUGGUCGGAGGCCACCUGGAGUUCCGCUACGAGCUGGGCUCAGGCACUGCAGUCCUGCGGAGCACCGAGCCGGUGGCGCUGGGCCGCUGGCACCGGGUGACAGCCGAGAGGGUGCACAAGGACGGCAGCCUGGCGCUGGACGAGGCGGCGCCGGUGAAGCGCUCGUCCCCCGGCAAGAGCCAGGGCCUCAACCUCCGCUCCCCCCUCUACCUGGGGGGCACCGAGCCCCCCCUGCGCCCCCCCACCAACGCCACCUUCCAGGGCUGCAUCGGAGAGGUGUCCGUCAACGGGAAGAAGCUGGAUCUGUCCUACAGCUUCCUGCGCAGCCGCGGCGUGCGGCAGUGCGGGCAGAGCUCCCCCUGCCUGCGCGCUGCCUGCCUGCACGGCGGCCGCUGCCUGCCCCUGCCCCUGCCCGCGGGCACCGCUGCCUACCGCUGCCUCUGCCCGCCCGGCUACGGCGGGCCUCGCUGCGAGCGGGAGGAGGAUGCCUGCCUGCAGCGCAACCCCUGCCUGCACGGCGGCACCUGCAAGGACAGCCGCUGCCUCUGCCCCCCUGAGUACACCGGUGCCUACUGCCAGCACAGCUUGGCGCUGGCGGAGCUGGAGCAGGAGUGGCAGGAAGGCAGCGGAGGCAGCGAUGCCCCUGGACAGUUCAGUGCCACCUUCCAGGACGGCUCCUACCUGGCCCUGCCUGGGUACCUCUUCCCCCGCGGCCCACCCGAGGCAGCUGAGACCAUGGAGCUGGAGCUGCGGACGGACAGUGCCAACGGACUGCUGCUGUGGCACGGGGCGGAGCCCAGUGAGGGUGGCAAAGCCAAAGACUUCCUUGGCCUCGGCUUGAAGGAUGGGCACCUGGUGUUCAGCUACCAGCUGGGCAGCGGCGAGGCCACCCUUGUGUCUGAAGACCCCAUCAACGAUGGCGAGUGGCACCGGGUGACGGUGACCAGGGAGGGCCGGCGUGGGCUGCUGCAGGUGGACGGUGAGGAGCCGGUGAGCGGAGAGUCACCAGGAAGCAACAUCAUGGCCAACACCCAGGGCAGCAUCUACCUGGGCGGCGCCCCGGACCCCCGCGGCCUGACGUGGGGCAAGUUCAGCUCUGGCAUCAGCGGCUGCCUGCGGGGGCUGGUGCUGGCCCCCGCCGGGACCCCCAGGCACCCCAUUGACCUGCGGCACGGCGCGGUGGGGGGGUCCCCCGUGCCCCCCUGCCCUUCCUAACCCCCCUCCCCCCUCCCCAAAUCCAUUCUGGGGGGAGUUUGGCCAAUUUUAUUCAUUUCCAAAACCAAACCACAGCCCAAACCCCAAGCCAGGAGGACACGGUGCUUGCUGCCCCGGGGUGACGCCGGGGGGGGGGCCGGGACCCCCACAUCUGUUUACACCCCCCCACCCCACCCCACCCCGGACACCCCCCCCACCCCCCUACACGCACACACAGAGACUGUGCCGGGGCGGCCCGGCCGCCUGGGUGCCCCCCAGGGUGGUGGCCGCAGGGUGGGGCUGCGAGGGACAAUCGGGGGGGCUGGGGGGACCCCUCCGUGGGGACAGUUAAUAAAGAGAGA
This is a messenger RNA of Dryobates pubescens (Downy woodpecker), 12984 nucleotides long. It is a transcript of the gene HSPG2, whose product is annotated as heparan sulfate proteoglycan 2. NCBI's taxonomy places the organism in Eukaryota, Metazoa, Chordata, Aves, Piciformes, Picidae. The record is from RefSeq and is a predicted model, not a curated record. Gene Ontology annotation, molecular function: protein binding; calcium ion binding.